Suillus subalutaceus is the source of this 171-nucleotide messenger RNA. RefSeq lists its product as uncharacterized. NCBI's taxonomy places the organism in Eukaryota, Fungi, Basidiomycota, Agaricomycetes, Boletales, Suillaceae. The annotation marks the transcript as partial. The transcript has a single exon. The record is from RefSeq and is a predicted model, not a curated record.
CCAGAGUCACUCCAUCACUUUCACAAGAUGUUCUUUGACCAUGACUGUGUCUGGUGUAUCGACAUAGUCAGUGCCAAAGAGAUCGACUUUCGUUUUUCAUUGCUUCAGAUGUGCACCGGGUAUUGUUCUUUCAAUGAAGGAAUCUCUAAUUUGAAGCAGACUUCAGGAUGA